AUGGUAAGCCUAGAUAUAACCAUCGUCAUCACCAUCAAGUCCUUCCCCUCCUGUAAGAAUCACUUCCAGCUUAGAGUAAUCUUGUAUUUCGGCCCUACAGACACACCCCUACUGCGCCUUCUACAGCCAGCCUACAGCGACGGCGUCUACGAACCAGCCAACAGGAUCACCAAUCCACUUCGUAUCAGUCAAGAACUCAUGGCUGGAGCCAACGGGAUGCUGUCUAAGGGAGGAAGAACAGCUUUCCAGGUUUUCUUCGGGCAGCAGGUGGUGGAGGAGAUCCUGGAUGCUCAAGGAGCUGGAUGUCCACCAGAGUACUUCAACAUUCCCGUAGAGAGUGACCAUGUCUUCUACACACACGCACCCAAGCUGAAGGAGCUGCCUCUCCUCCGUACUCGCUACGACAUGACCACCGGAUUCUCUCCCAAUAACCCGCGCCAGCAGUUAAACGAGAUCACACCAUACAUGGAUGGUGGACUGGUGUAUGGCACUGCCAAGGGUUGGGCAGAUGUAUUGAGGACCAGAUCUGAUGGCACUCUGGCACCUGGGGGACUUCUGGCUACCCAUGAUGAGCUUGGUGAAGGAUUCCCAGCACAGAACACACAGCGUCUGCCCAUGGCCAACCCACCGCCCCCAACCAACCACUCCGAUUACGUCAGUAGAAGUUACACUGCUCCUGUUGACAGAUUCUUCAAACUGGGGAAUCCAAGAGGGAACGAACCCUUCUUGCUCACCUUCGGCAUCUUCUGGUUCAGAUGGCACAACAGGAUAGCUACGUAUCUACAUCAAGAAUUCUCGGAGUGGACGAGCGAGUAUAUAAUGAGGCGGGGAAAAUGGGUAAUAGCUACCUACCAGGCCGUUGUUUACUAUGACGGGGCUACCAAGUAUAUCCGCACUGAGGCACACCUUCCCAAGGUUACAAGGCGAGGGACGGUUCCACAAGUGAGCCACAUUUUCCAGUCAGCUGCUAUGAGGUUCGGGCAUACGUUAGUGACCUCAGGAGUAUACCUGCGAGAAACGCAGGGACGAAGGUUGUCGCACAGUUCCUUUCUCUCUGGGGGUCUGGGCCAGAACCAUGCGCAAGGGGGAGUCAGGACAUGCAACUCGUUUUGGAGAUCCCCAGAAUGUUUACUCGUGGGCCCUGAGAACUUUGAGAGGUUUCUGAUGGGUCUCAGUAGCCAGAGUACCGAGUCGGAGGACAACGUGAUCGUUGAUGACUUGCGAGGUAAUGUGUUUGGACCACUUGAGUUCUCCCGACGUGACCUGAUGGCUGUAAACAUUCAGAGAGCUCGUGAUCAUGGACUUUCCCUGAUUACAAAAAUGCCAGGAAAAUAUUUUGGACUUGAAACCCUAAAAAACACUGGAGGGGAAGAGUUCAGGAGGAAAACUAAUACCGAAGUUCCCGACGAAGUGAUUAGGAACCUCUCUAUGGUUUAUGACAAUGAUCCCAAUAAGGUUGAUAUAUGGGCCGGAGGUCUUACUGGAGACUACUACAGACCAGGACAGCUAUUUUCCAGAGUCAUCGUGGACCAGUUUCAGCGUAUACGGGAUGGAGAUCGCUUCUGGUUUGAGAACUCCGGAAACAAUUUGUUUACGAAGGCGGAGAGAGAUCGGAUUCGGCAGUUGAGAGUGAUUGACGUGUUGGCAUCAGUGACAAAUCUGGUGCCAGGUGUUGAUAUACAAGUGGAUCCCUUCACUGCAGUUCAUGACGAAAACACUGUGAGCGUCUCCUGUAAUGGAGUACUGAGUGCAACUACACAGUGUAGGCUUCCGGGUAACAUCUCAAAGACCUGUCGAUAUCUGCCUCAAGUAUCCGACAUGAACACUGAACAUUGUACACAAGCCGGAACCUACGACUACUUCAGCGGUUCUGAAGCCUCUUACGUUCUCACCUUCACUCUGGUGCUGGCUGCAUGCGUGGCGCUGCUCAUCUUCGUGAGUGUGAAGUCACAGACGAAGGUGCGGGAGGAAACGAAGAGAGUCUUCAGCAGCAUCUCUGCUAAAGAAAACAUCCACAAGGCUAAAGAGAGGGUGUCGUCAACGGAGAGUCGCUAUGUGAAGGUGGGGUUAAUUCCAGAGUCUAGACACAUCAAGGUGCAAGGAAUGAGGGACCAGCUGCUACGUACCCUCGACCUCAGGAACGUGCAAGAACUGACUGUCAAAUACAUACAAGACUAUACCCAGAUCUCCGUCUCUGUUCUCAACCACUACGACCUGUUCCUGAAGUUCGUGGAUGGCUUCCACGGCGAGAAGUUGUACAUGGACUUGGAGAGUUUUUGCCAAGAACUUGGUAUAGCUUUCAGCUCCAAGCAAGAGACGAAGGCAUCCAUCCUGAGAGGGGUGACUACUGUCUACCAGAGAGAGAAACAGCUAGCCGAGUUCUCCAGGGUCGUGUUGGGUAAUGCGUUCGCUGACAGCAAGAAAGCACAGGCGACAGGAAACCUACUGUCAAUUGCUGGCAGUAAGAUGAACUCCUAUUUAACCAUGGAAAUUACUCAGUUUGAACUGGCCAACCAGCUGGGCAUGUUACCAGACUCCAUCUUCGUUAAACAGUUGUUUCAUCUCAUGGAUUCGGACCAAAGUGGCUUCAUCACCAUUAAGGAAUUCUGGGACGUGAUGGUAGUGUUCGCCCAGGGCAAACCCGAGGAGAAGGCUCGACUCAUCUUCAACAUCUACGAUCUCUCCAACAAGGGCUACAUCUCCUCCCAGGACCUGAUGAGCAUUGUGAAAUCAACGCUGGGAAGUGAAGGCAAGAACCGAGACCUGGACAAGGUAGUCCAGACGAUGCUGGAGUCAGUGGGCCUCCAGCACGGUCAAUACAUUGACUUCGCUCAGUUCCAGAAGAUCUUUGACCUACAGGGCGACGUUUUUAGAAACGUCAACAUCGACAUGAAUGACCAGGCUUCCAGAAGAGGAGAGUCUCGCUUCAGUCUCUACGGCAGUAUACCGGUUGGGGGCUUCAGUGCCGAAGCCGCUAGGAAGGAAUACGAAGAGGCCAGGAAGGAGGUAAUGGCGGAAGAGGAAGAUCGAGAACCGCAGAUGCUGGGAACCAUCAAUCAGUUCUAUCAACUGUGGUCAAUAAGGUCAAAGAUAUAUCGUGUACGUCUCUGGAAAGCACUCUAUACCCUCGUUAUGCUGCUCAUCUUCGUCGAGAGAGCCUACUAUUAUUCGGUGGAGAGAGAACACGCAGGACUCCGCCGUAUAGCAGGUUACGGUGUUACUGUUACUCGGGGAGCUGCCUCAGCCAUGAUGUUUACUUACUCCACUCUCCUCGUCACUAUGUGCAGAAACCUCUUCUCUGUUCUCAGGUCCACCGCCCUCCACCGGCUGUUUCCCUUCGACUACAUGGUCGAGUUCCAUCGCUACAUCGGCGUUUGGGCUCUUAUAUGGACGGUGAUGCACGUUAUUGGCCACGCCAUCAAUUUCUACCACAUCUCCACUCAAACCCCGCCUGAUCUUACCUGCCUCUUCAGGGACUACUUCAGGCGUACCCACGUACUGCCGAAGUUCCACUACUGGUGUUGGGAAACCAUCACUGGCCUGACGGGGGUCUUCCUCACCCUUCAAACUGCUGUUAUCUACAUCUACGCAUUCUUCGGCAGGAGGCACUUCUUCCCUUACUUCUGGAUGACGCACAACUCUUACCCAAUUUUUUAUUUUCUCUUCGUUCUUCACGGCUCUGGAAGGCUGGUUCAGCCUCCAUUCUUCCACUUUUUCUUCCUUGGUCCGUGUAUUCUCUUCGUCUUAGACAAGUUGGUCUCUAUCUCAAGGAACAAGAUCAAGAUAGAUGUCAUAAGCGUCCAGCAUCUGCCCUCCAAUGUUGUUCGCCUCGAGAUCAGACGACCGCCCAACUUCAGCUUCCAGUCUGGUCAGUGGGUCAAGAUUGCCAGUAUAGGCAUAGGAGAACAGGAGUACCAUCCCUUCACAUUAUCUUCAGCACCUCAAGAGGAGAACCUCACGUUACAUAUUCGAGCUGUGGGACCGUGGACCAGGAAGCUGGCAGAAGUGUACCAGGAGCAAGACAAACAUCAGAAAUAUCACCAAAUUCUUAUGGACGGACCUUUCGGUGAGGGUCAUCAGACGUGGUGGGACUACGAGGUGGUGGUGCUGGUGGCUGGAGGGAUUGGCGUCACCCCUUUCUCGUCCAUCCUGAAGGACAUUGCCCACAAACUCCAGAACUCCAAGUCUCUCCUGAAGACCAAGAAGGUGAUCUUCCUGUGGACAACAAGGAGCCAGAAGCAAUACGAGUGGAUGACGGACAUCCUGAGGGAGGUGGAGACGCUGGACAAGUACAAUAUCAUCAGAAACCACAUCUUCAUCACUCAGUUCAAGAGCAAGUUUGAUCUACGUACCAUCAUGCUGUACAUGGCUGAAACAUUCCAGAGGUUUUACGGCACUUCAAUAUUACUGCUGUCGGCCAUCACACACUUCGAGACAAACUUCUUCAUCUUCAAGUCCAUCAAGAUCAAGUACAUAACGUGAGCAUCAAUUAUCGGCGUAUUCACCUGUGGCAGCGCAAACCUGAGUCAGUCAGUUGAACGCGGCUGCCAGGAAAUCAACAAGGAAGAGGGCCCAGUCUUUAGACACUACUACGAGAACUUCUAAACUACCACUUUCUGUUCAACUACAACCACUGUUACAACUACUGCGACUUAUGCUACGACAAAGACACUUGGUUUAGAGCAAAUCUUCGUUAAUCUCCCACUGGGAAGAACCAAAAUCAAGUGAUUUUUCCUACUAUACUUGUAGGCAAUAUCGGCCAUCGAAUAUUACUACAACUACGAGUAGUAUCGCUAAAGCGUCUACAUUACCCGCACAUCACUUCUUUGAUGCCCUUUUGCAUGUCUGUCAGCGAUGCCAAGUUUUGAUUACGUUCAUAAGAUUAAUUUAAACUUAGUUUUCAAGUCUAAGGAUGGUUCAAUACUCACAGCUUCUAGACACGAGUAUUUCUCAGUGGGCUGUAGUAGUCACUGCAUUCCUGUAAUUAUACAUUACUCUAAGAAAAUUUGCCCCUCAAGGAAGGUUCCUUGAUGUUGGUGAGGGGCUCUUGAUUUAGUGAAUUGGAUCUGUGCUCCAGUUCCCCGAAUUAAGCCUGAAUGCCUUCCACAUCCCCCCCCCCCCAGGCGCUGUAUAAUCCUCCGGAUUUAGCGCUUCCCCCUUGAUUAUAAUAAUAAUCUAAGAAAAUUUGCAAUAAUACAAUAUUAAUAAAAAUAAUAAAUACAGUUAAUAGUAAUAUGUACAAUUAAUAAUACAAAAUUCUAUAAUACAGAUAUUACUACUACUAGUACACUAUAAUUACCACCAAGAGGAAUAUCAAAAUAAAACUGAAUGUGUUCUAUUUCUGUAAUCACUCUGGUAAAAAAAAAAAACUCACUCACGAAUUUGAAAUGAAAAGUGCACAAUGUCCCUGUCCAUCCUAAACCAUAAAAUAUCGUGACUAACUUGAUAAUCCACGACAGACAAACGUUGCCCAGUUCUCGCGUCUUGAGUUGUGGGUGAAAUUUCAUGCUCAGUUUGUGAGUUAGUUGUGAAUUGCUCUAAUUAUGGUAUUGUGAUUUGUAUCAGUUACUGUAAUGCUUCGUCUUUCAAGAGGAGGUAAAGGGAGGGGGGAAGCUCAUUAAUGCAGUCAAGAGCCCUCCUUCACUUCCUCAAGAAGAAAAGGGGGACUCAUUGAUGCCAAUCAAGAGCCUUCCUCUAGUUCCUUGAUUAUUAUUUAUAUAAUCAAGACUAAGCGCCAAACCUGAUUCUCUUAUUUCCCAAGGUGCUUUAUGACCCUUACAGAUUUAUCAUUUUCCUCUAGAUACAAUAACAGUAUUAAUAUGUGAUCAGUUUCUGCGCUGUGAAGUUUCUAGACAGUUUUAAACAAGAGUUUAGUACUCACUAAGGUACUCACUAGUACUCACUAAGGUACUCACUAGUACUCACUAAGGUACUCACUAGUACUCACUAAGGUACUCACUAGUACUCACUAAGGUACUCACUAGUAUUUACUAAGGUACUCACUAGUACUCACUAAGGUACUCACUAGUACUCACUAAGGUACUCACUAGUACUCACUAAGAUACUAAGUAAGCUAUUCAUUGAAUGAUUAAGAUGGGAAAACCAAGCUGAGGCAAGAUAACUCUUAAUUUGUUUAAUUAUAAACAUAACUAAGUACUAAACUUACAAGGGUCAUACAGCACUGUAGCUUGUUAAAGGUUUGAAGCAACACUCUUACUGCCGUUGCCUCCCCCCCCUUAGAGAGGGGGAGAGAGGAGAGGGAAGGGAAGGGAGGGGGGGAUGUAAUAUGCCAACAGGAAAACUGUUUCUAACAAAAAAUACCUGAUUCUCAACAAGUUUGGGACCUCAACGGGAGUUAUCAGUAACUUUUCCUGACAAGACUCAGUCAUACCACACUACUUUCACAGCCUUUGUCAUGGAGUUAGUCUGUGUGUAAAUACGUUUGUGUGACUGAUUUCUUUUGGUCUCUCUGUCUGGCUAUUUUUUUGUUUUUGUAUGGCUCUGUGUUUCACUGUGUUUUUCUGUUUGGUGGCCUCUGGCUUUGUCUUUACGUGGUUCUGUUUUUGUCUGUGGUGGUGUCUGCGCGAAUGUCUGUCUCUGCUUGUCUGUGUUCUGUAUGUCUGUGUGGUAUCUUUAUAUAUAUAAAUAAGGGUUUAACAGGGCUAGGUUAAAAAGUCGUACCUCUAUUUACUAGGUAAGAGUUGUUACAUAGCUCAUUUGAAGUCCUUAUUUUGAAACAUACAACUGGGAAAUAAGAUGAAGUUAGAGCUAUCAAUGAGCCUGCGAUUUAGUUUGACCUUUUCCAUUAAUGCCAUUAUACUGUACGAACAUGUUCAAGAUUCGUGUCAUUUUAGGAAUCUCAGAUGAAGUGAUGUUUUAUGAGAAAGAUACAGCCAGUGUACUUGCUGUCCGUCUGGUUGUGUAGAAACUGUCUUCUCAUUGUCCAUAAAAUGGAGCCAAGUAUGGUACCUUGACAGCAUUGGCCUUUUACAUAACAAUAAAACUUCCCACUUCCCUCCGGUGUUGAAUGCUUUGCUGAAAUGACAGAUCAGUCUGCGCUGGGUCCAGACCAGGAAAGUCGUCCUGCUCCGUUCCCUAUUCUGUUGAGAAGUCGUAGAAGAGACGGCGGCAGGCAAUCUAAGAAAGUGAGGCAUACUCAAGGUGUGAGCACACUUGUGCCUCGUACAGUCAUUAAUCCUCUACUGUUGAGGAGAUGCAAAUAUGUCUAAGACUGUUAAUUUUCUGGUCCCCUUGUUUGCAAGAUUUACAACGUGGCUCUUCAUUGUCAGUUUGGAAUAAAUUUCACUCCAAGGACAUCAACUUACUCCCCGGAUUCCAACACCCAUUCAUUACUACUGCUAAAGCAUUAUCAUCAUUUGUGUUUUCACUGAAGCAAAUGUAACCUGUUAUUGUUUACUUCAGGAUGAUAAAGCUGUAAGCUGGUUAAUGAUUUAUCUGACAGCUGGCAUUUCCUCUCUUGGAUAGGUAAAUGUCAGUACAGUCUUCUGUAUAUGCAUGGGAUUCUGGGAUGAGUUGAAGGUCAAUGAGUAGACAUCCAAUAACAAUGGCCCAAGUACACUUCCCUGUGGAACGCAGGCAUCGAUUGAGCAUCUUAUUGACUCUGUCCUAUUGUGAAGUACUCUCAGAGGUCUACCUUGAAGGUAAUCACUAAGGAGGCAUAACGCAGAGCCGGAGACUCCGAGGACUUCCAUGGUGUCAUGACUCACGAAAUCAUAAUGACACGAUUGCAAACAAAUCAUACCAUGGGUGGGGAUAGAACCCUGGUGUCAUACUCGAUCGAAAGCGGCGCCAGCAGUAUUCAUUCCUACUACACAUCUGAUCUUAGAUUCAUCCAGCGACUGGUGCCACAUACUGGAGAGGUUUAACAACAGAUCAGCAACAGUGACCUUUUCUCAAGCCAUAUUGACUGACACAAUGGAGAGAGUGGAAGUCAAAAAACGCUGUCAUUUGCCGUGAGAUUGUCUCAAGAAUCUUACCGGUGACUGACAGCAGUGACACUGGUCUGCAGUUGCUGAUUUUAACUCUGCUCUUCUUUUGUGAACACUAACUACAAUUUGUCUCAUCAUAGAAAAGGCCAUUUACACUGCUAGGGAGCGCUGAUACAUGCGAGUUAAAGGUGAUGCUAAUUGGUCUGCACCUCUACUCAGCAAUCUUGGGCUUGUCAUAUCUAGGUUCACAGUCUUUUCUUGGUCCAACGAUUUAAGAUGCACAUCAUCCUGCCAUAUUGGGACCCCUGACAACCUUGACAGUUUCUGCGGCUAGCAGACGAGGUAAUUAAUUUGAAAAAGAGCCAUAUAUAUUUUCCAAGCCAUUGUUUAUUAAUGUAAUAACUUAUACUUUACUUUCUGUAUAUUAGGUAAUGAAACAUAAGUACAUUUGUAAACUAUACAAUAAAAAAUUAUUC
Molecule: messenger RNA, 8425 nt
Organism: Cherax quadricarinatus
Lineage: Eukaryota; Metazoa; Arthropoda; Malacostraca; Decapoda; Parastacidae
Source: RefSeq, a predicted model, not a curated record